AUGGCACCCCCUUACAAAAAACGUACUCAUGAACCAGAAGAUUCAGCCUCUUCGGAGGAUGAUGAUCCUUCAAUACAAAAAAUCAACUCUGAUCACUGGUCUAGAUUUCUAGUCAUGUCUUCCACUGAUGGAUCUGCUCUAAAGCUGAAUCCUUUUGCCAUUGCAAAGGGUAUUGAAGGUUUAGCUGGAGAAGUUAAAGAAGUUAAAAUGUUACGUGCAGGCUGUCUUUUGAUUGAGUGCAAGAAACACAUUCAAUCACAGAUUCUCCUUUCAACUAAAUCUUUAGCAAAUGUUCCUGUGCAAGUUUCUCCUCACAGGACUUUAAACAGCAGCAAGGGGAUUGUGCGAGAUGUAAUACGUUGUCUCUCGGACAUGACCAAAGCUGAAAUUGUUGCAGAAUUAAAAUCACAAAAUGUCACUGACGUAAAACGUUUUACAAUGAAGAGAGACAAUGAAACCAUCAAGACAAACACUUAUCUAUUUACAUUUGGUCUUCCUGCUCGUCCUGAAUCACUUAAAGCUGGCUACUGUAACUUACGGGUUGAUGCUUUCAUCCCGAAUCCCCUGAGAUGUUACAGUUGUCAGAAGUUUGGACACGGAUCUAAGUCAUGCCGUAAUGCAGCCGCUUGUCAUCGAUGUGGUGGAGCAUGCGAGGAUGGCAAGUCAUGUACCAAUCCUCCUUCUUGUGUCAACUGCUCAGGUAGUCAUCCGUCCUCGUCAAAGGAAUGUCCUACAUGGAAAUUUCAGUCGAAAAUCUCUCGAAUAAAGCAUGACCGUAAUGUAAGUUUUCUGGAAGCAAGGAAGAGUGUUCUUGCUCAAGAACAGCCAGGAUCUAGUUAUGCCACUACGGCCUCUGUACGACUUUCAAAGCCGAAGACAAAACAUGUAUCUCUUCAGACAAUUACUUGCCAGACUGAUUACACGUGGACAAAGACAUCUGCGCCUACUUUGGUAUCUACGGCAGUUCAAGUGAGGCCUCCUCGACAGAGCUCUUGCUCACAAACCAUUCCUUCAAGUCAAACAAUCAUUCAGUCUCAGGCGUUUUGUGAUAAGGAUUCAUCUUUACCUCAGGUGCAAUCAUUAUCACAAUCAACUCAAUUACCCAAAUCUGACACUAAUGUGAAACAACUUGCAAACACUAAAUCCAAAUCUAAAGCUGAACCUACAAAGAAGAACCUUAGUGGACGAUCCCCCAAAGGGUCCAGUAACCAGGUCCAACUGUUUAAUAAGUUUGGAUCACUCGAGGACAUGGAUGUGUCUGAAAGCAGCCAUUUUCGGUCGCAUAGCUUGUCACCCUCGAGAAAAGUGAGGGGUCGUUCUCCUGUUAAUCCCCCGAAGAGAUAG
Messenger RNA from Haliotis rubra (blacklip abalone), 1344 nucleotides. RefSeq lists its product as uncharacterized. Lineage: Eukaryota; Metazoa; Mollusca; Gastropoda; Lepetellida; Haliotidae. The transcript has a single exon. The record is from RefSeq and is a predicted model, not a curated record. Gene Ontology annotation, molecular function: zinc ion binding; nucleic acid binding. The coding region runs from base 1 to 1344 and encodes 447 amino acids.